Messenger RNA from Anopheles funestus (African malaria mosquito), 6549 nucleotides. RefSeq lists its product as uncharacterized. The coding region runs from base 3557 to 5236 and encodes 559 amino acids. Lineage: Eukaryota; Metazoa; Arthropoda; Insecta; Diptera; Culicidae. The record is from RefSeq and is a predicted model, not a curated record. The transcript has 2 exons.
UAUCCUAAGUGCAAGAUACUAAAGUUAACGUGAUGCAGUUAUAAAUGUAUCCUCAAAAGUGCUCACAGUGCUAAUCAGUGUGUGAAAUCGUGCAGAAGAUUUGUUAAAUCAUCAACCUCGUCGGCUCUGUACCAUGUCGGAUUGACGAUAACGAGACAAAUAGCAAAUACUGACUGUCAAAAAUUACUCCCCAUCUCAUCCCCUAUUUGAACUUCUUCAACGAAUGUGUUUGGAUAUCUUCCCCCAAAAAAGUAAAUCUUCUUCCAUCAUCUUUACCGUACGUGUGCGUGUGUGUGUGUGUGCAUAUACCAUCAAACUAUAUGAUCGGCUGAAAAGGUGCUAACGGACAUCGUAACGCGUCACCGACUGUAACUAGGGAGCAGUUGAGCCAGUCAAUUCCGUACAUGAGUGGAUCAGUUGCAGAUUUAGAAGUGAGCCAAGUGUGUUUGUGCGAUUAUUAACGAAUCAUCUGCACGGCAACGAACAGAGGUAAGCGCACACUCUUCUUGGGAAUGUAUUUGUUUCCUGCGAUGAGCUCAUUGUUUAGCGAUUUCCGGCCAUGAAGCGAAAAAAAAAGAGCGAUAAAGUUCAACGGAACAAACGGUUAGGAUAAUUUAAAACAGCUCCAAACACUGAUAAAGCGAUUAGACAAGCGCGCGCUUUGCAUAAUGUAUGAUCAAAAGACUUCAACGAUAAGCGACGAACCUGUGUUUGCAAUGUUUUUCUUCGCUAAACUGGUGGGUUCGUAUUUCUUUUCGUAUCGGUAUCGAUUAACAUUCAACUAGAGGGAUGAGCUUCUUUCACUCAUUUCUCCACUGUUGUCGUGUGUUGCCGAAGUAUAUCAUAAUUUCGUUUUUUUGCAAGUCUACAUGCUAUAAACAUUGACCUGCUUCCGUUCGGUGUGGCUUUGAGCCGGAUCAACUAAAAACAAGCUAACGCUUGAUAGGCGAGGAUUCUUCAAACAGGUUAUAUAACCUUUCGUCGAACAGUUUGUCUAAAAUUCCAUUGAGUUCGGACGAAAUGCCAGAUUGUGGAGCCAUAUAGAUAUAUAUAAUUUUUUGCUACUGCCUCAACCAUUCGAACACAAAUUAUAAUCGUCCAUAUGAUGGGGGUUUUUUUCCUCUCCGCUACGGUGGUCGUUCAGAUGUUGAUUAUGAAUGUGAGAAAGAAGUGGGACAAUAUCGAUUAAUUACCAUACCUUUCGUGGCAAACAAUUCGCCGAAUAUGUUAAAUUUAGCACACAGCGCAAGUACGCGACACAUGCGUACAUACCGGACAGGUAGAUAGAGAGAAAGAAAGAGUUAGAAAGACAAUAAGUGUAUUUGCCGCCCUCUUCUCUCUUUCUCUCGCUUCCUUCCUUCCAUCCUUCGUUUCAUUUUUUUGGUUUAAGCUGCUUUAAGCCGUUUGUACCAUCAUAUCAUCUGGGUUCUCCUGUUCCUAUGGCCAAAAAUCCAUCGUCCGCUAGUACCGUGUCCUGGGAGCGCAAAACGACUCGACUCGCUAGCCCUCUUAAUCAUGUCGAUGUGAGAUAUUUCGACGCUUCGUCGACAAAACAAAGCCAAAACCACUCGACUAGCGGCUGAAGGUGAUGAUGGUGGUAUUAGUAGUAGUUGACGUGAUUGGACCGAAUGGCAGUUUGCUCACCACCAGUUUUUGGGGGUUUGAAUUGAAUUUAACUUAUUCACGUACCCUCUAACCUUCACGAAAUUAAACGCACUGAGAAGAUCUUGUUUGAAAGUCUCAACGCUUCGUACACAUUCGAGUACAAAUACACCCCACUCCCCCCUUCCGCUUUCGUCCCCGUCCCCAGUGGUGAUACUUAAUCCUCAGAGAAGAAAAAAUCGUUUCAUCUCCGUACAAAAAAGCGGAGAUUUGAAGUUGUAUGGGACGGGACCAUAGCGUCGGACGAAACCUGCGCAUGGUAUUGAAUAAAUUCGAUAAAGAUAAUAACAGAAACUACACAAGCCUCAACCAGCAAGACCAACAGCAGCAAUAAGACCAGCAACGGCAGCAUCAUCAUCACUCAUAACUGACCGGUACAUGAUGACGAUUGUUCAUAAUUGUUCCUCCCGACCAUACUCAUCACAACAGCAGUGAUGUGGCUAGAGGGGCUCUGGCGGUGGUAGGGUUUGGUAUGGUACUUGCGUUUGUGUUGUUACUCGAUGCUCUUAAAACUUGCGCCCUAGCACCGGUCCCUUGCCAUCCGCCCAGCCUCCUCAUCCACACGGGGUGUAAAUCUGCUCCGUAAGGGAAAAAAAGAGCUGUACGUAGAAACGACCCCCGAUCUUAGGCGUUUAUCUCAACCCCAUGUGCCCGAGUACGUACGCCCCGAUCCGGUGUAUGUGUGGCUGAAUGAGAAAACAACCCCCAAAAAAGUGCCUCCCGAUCUGCUAUUGAACUGAAAUGCUUCAAUAUCUUGCUGGUUUCGGAGCUACGAUCGUCAUCUUCCUAUCUCGGUCUUACGAACUUCGCAGCUAACACCUUGCCCACACUGUCAAUUCCGACAUACACACACACACACGCACAAGGGGUUUGUGUGUAUUUCUACCUGUCCUCGUGGUUUCUUCUUCGCUCCAUUGCUAACCAUACGAGGGGUGGGGUAGUGUUUUGAAGAGGCUGAAGGUUUUUAAGCGCGCGUAAGUUUAUUUAAAAAUAGGAGAAUAAAGGAGGUAAUAAUUAGAUAUUCGAUUGUACCUUCUCUGCACUUACCCUAGUGCCCUGUGCUACCUGCUCUUCCUUCCAUAUAUGCUAAAAGGUAUUGGGAAGGAAAGAAAGAGGCAAACUUCGCUUUUCUCUUCUCGUCUCGUUGUACCCUAAUUUGAUCGUACGCUGCUUUGACGCACAGACUCUGAUUUAAAAGAUCGUUAUGUUAAGGAGUAUGAUUAUUAUUACAACACCCACUAAGUGACACACAUGUGUUCCCGGUGCGUGAAAGUAGCAAGUGAAAAACGAACCCUAGUUUCGGAACAGUUCUAGCAGCUCGUCUCGGCAGAAGAAGCACAUCAGGGUGAGUUCCAGCAUCGUUUGACCCUUUCGCUGACCGUUAGAUGAUGGACAGGUGAUAAGAACGUGCCGUUGAUUAGGAGUUAGGUGAAAGGGUGAAAGAAGUGUUGCAAGUGUAGUGUACUGUAGGAAACGAUUACGAUCGAAUCUAAUUAUGUAUGUUUCCUCUCUGCUUUGUACGAGUUUCGACUCCGAGUAGGGCCGGGAACGUGUGCAAUUCCAAACAUUCCGCCAAGGAGAAUGCUUGCCACCAGCUACAUACAGCACUUUUCGUUCGGUAUUUUUUAUGCCGACCCUAGCUUCCUUAUUCUUUUUUUUUGAGGAAGAUUGUUACGAUUUUCAUCUCAAAAUAGACGGAAGGAAGUAAUUUGUAGAGAAUUUUAUUGUACACUAAUUUUUAUUCAGUUUUGUAUACGGACAUAAUGAAAUGUGGGCAAAUGAAAAUCAACGGCUCGCGUUCAUUUCGUCAGAAUCUGGCCGGUGGUCGAAUGCUUUAACAUAAAAGGUGCUUCAUUUGAGUGAAGUUCUAACCGAGUUUAUUCGUUCAUAGAUCAUGUCACUAAUUGUUCGUUUCGCUUCCUUUUUGCUUAUUUUCAGGUGUAAUCAAAUACGGAACCGAUCAAGUAAACCAACCUCCAACAUGCUUCAAAGCAGUCUCGGACAGGCGCAGCGCUUUAAGAAGCGUGAACGCACACAGAACUGGGCGUACGAGGAGAAACAUUUUCUGCUCGAACUUUGCCGCAAGGAUAUGCACAUCAUCGAGAACAAGCGGCUCGACAGUGCACUGACGACGCUGAAAAACCGUGCGUGGAAGAUCAUCCAUCAGCAGUUUGCGAUCGCAUUCGGUACCGAUCGGAACUGUAACCGGCUGAAGGAACAAUGGCGCCGGAUGAAGGCAUGUACGCGGGCAGAGAUGCUCGAUUACCAGCAGCGGAUACAGCGGUUCGGCCAGGAGGUGGCCGAUCGCAAGAAGCCGAGCCAGUUCACGUUCGAGAUCUGGGAGUUUAUGCAGGAGGCGAAAAAGGUGUGCAAGAACGAACUGAUGGACGACGUUGACUACUCCAAGAUGAAGCUAUCGCUCGAAGAAAACCUUCCGCAGGGUGUGUCGAUUAAGGACUGCAGCGAUGAGAACGAUGACGAGAGCUCCUCGAUGUGGGAUAAGAAUUCACAAAACAUUUGUGAGGUUCAGAUAAAGGAAGACUCGCACGACGAGCUGGAUGAGUACGAUAAGGGACCGGCGGCAAAGUAUCCCCGGUUAAGAGGACUCUCGAGCACGUCUUCACCGUUCGGGACGGGUUCGUCCGCUGCGGAUGCGGCCCAUAGUCGAUUUAGCGAGCUGCUAGCGUCCAGUUUUGCGAGCCGGCUGGCCAACAGUGAUCAUCACCAUCUCAGCAGUACCGGUGGAUCCGGAAGCAAUCAUAAUAAUAACAACAAUAACAACAACAACACCGCUAGCGGGAAUAAGCUGCUCGAAAGCCUUGAUGCCUUUAACCGGACAGCGUUCGGGAGUGAAUCGAGUCUAGCCGACAUGACCGCACACGGAGGUCCUGCAAAUGCAAAUCUCUCCCAAAUGGAUCUAAGCAACACCCUCGAGGCGCUGAACCUGCUUAAGAAUCGUUUCAACCGUAUGAGCGAACUAGGCCAUUGGAAAAAUGCAUUCCAAGAGGCACACAACCUCAGCACGGCAAAUCAUCAUCAGCCGCCGGAUUCACCGACCGGAGUAGGGCACAGUGCUGCGGCCAACCACAUACUACAAGGUCUCGCCAACGGAGGUAACGGUGCACUGCUGCACGACGACGACCACGAUGGAGGAAUUGUACAGCCAAGGCCCGGAUCACCGCCGCUGGCCGGUAGAAGCACGAGCGUAGGUCUCAAGAAGUUGCUCGAGUCGCAGCAUCAGAGUGAACACGAGUUGCGCAUGCAGAUUCUGAAAACCGAACUAGAAACAGCUAAAUUGAACAAAGAAACGGCCGAACUGAACCGACAGCUUGCACUACAAAAGCUCCGAAGGGGCGACAGCACCAGUACGAGUGUUGGCGACGUUGCCAAUCAUUCCGACCGAAGAGAUGAAGACGAUGCGGACGUGAUGGACGAUAACACCUCGAACUCGACUGUGCCCGAGGGAAGAUUGGUUGUCCGAUCGUUAUCAUCUCUGGAAGCACCAGCCGUCCCUUUGCCACUGUCCGUUCCGUCCCCACCUUCGUUAUCCUUAAAAGUAUCCAAAAGCGAGUAGAGUGUGGAUUAGUAAAAGUGACACCGAUCAGAGCCACCAAAGGCCAAUUACGUAAUUCUGUUAGAAUCUUAGGACUUCCAAUGCCCGGCAUUGAGCGAUAAUAGACGACCUAGCUUGGGAAUUGUUGUGUAGAAUAAAAGUAGUCGUACAACAGUACAUCGGUUUAGACGAAAACGUACCACAGACUGUCUGUGUGGCUUUGUCUUUUGCUCCUGGAUAGUCAUUCUUGUGUACGAGAGGACACAGUUCAGUAGGGUCAAGUAGGGUUCACUAGUGACCAGGCGGGUUGUGAAUUGGUGGUGCAUUUACCGACCGACCAAGCGAAUUCGUUAGCUUACCAGAUGAAAAAAAUGAGAGAGAAAGAAAGAGAGAGGGAGAGAGAGAGAGAGAGAUGUGAACAAAGAGUUGUGUGAAACUAAGAAAUAUGGAAGCAAUUGAAUGAGUGUUUAUUAAAGACUGCCGUGGCCUUAUCGACAGCUACGAAGCGAGGUGAAAAAAGAACAUUAAAGUUAAUAUUAGUUGCCAGUUUUAUAAAAAUAAAAUUAGUGAAAUUAAACAUAUUUUAUUCAGACGUAGAGGAUUGUAGCUACAGCAGGUAGAGCUAGUGGUAAUGACAGCAUUGUAGGUCCAACACGUGCAUAUGCACGGGAAAUUAAUUGUGAGUAGUGAAAAUUGGAGAAAUUGGUUCAAAACAAUUUACUAUUGGGCAACACCGAACGAAGAGUAUCGGCAAAGGUCGAAACUAAAAAUGAGAUAAAGAGAAAAUAAUACCAGCGAACGAAUCAUACCGCCAAGCUGUUCGUCGGCGUAAGGCGCUAUGCAUAUGUAAAUGCGGCAACCCACCUGCAUGUUUUGGGGAGUUGGGAGGGGGUGGGAAGGGGUAGCGGUAUUGGUCUGUUGGUUUUAUCACGGUAUCGAUGAUUUUUUUUUCCACCCAAGUGCUACUAUUACUUGGCCAUUUUUUCAUAGUUGUUGUUUUGCGGCUGUCCAAAAUUGCAACCCAGAUUUAGUGUGUAAUUAUGUUUGCCCCACCCUGGUGUGUUGUGGCUGCGAUUUAAUUGCGGGGAAAGCGGCACCCAUCAGGCAGCAGUUUAAUGGUGCGGUGUAAUUUUGAGGCAUUUUGCACAAAUGGUUGGUACAUUUAUGGGGUCAGAUGAUGCGCACCUACCAGAUAGCUAAGGAGCUGGAGGAGUUUUUGGGGGUUGUUGGCUAGUAGUUGGAUAGGUUCGUUCGAUUUUUGUAGGUUUGUAGGUACCGAUGAGUACGCGUGGAGUUGACUCUGUCUACAUCAGUUGGGUGUUGACGUCGCGAUA